GAGUCUAAUUUUAUAAUAAUUUAAUUUGAUCCAGUUUAUGAAAGCAAAUUAAUAUCACUCAAUUCUAUAGUUAAAAUGGAAGAGCCCAUGGUUGUUGACAAUUUGGUUGAAGGAACCAAAUUUGGGGCUCUAAAGGCCAAAACCCAUCCAAUACUCCAAGACUACAUCAUCUCAAGCACUGUGCUGGGGCUUGGGAUCAAUGGGAAGGUUGUUGAGUGCUACAGUAAGCAGGGCCAGAGAAAGUAUGCACUCAAGGUCUUGCGUGACUGUGCCAAGGCGCGCAGAGAAGUGGAGCUGCAUAGCCGAGCUUCUCAGUGUCGCCAUGUUGUGUCAAUCAUUGAUCUCUAUGAGAAUGUCUACAACAACACCAAGUGCUUACUUGUUGUUAUGGAAUGCAUGGAAGGCGGAGAACUCUUCCAGAGAAUCCAAGAUCGUGCAGAUGUCGCCUUCACAGAACGAGAAGCAGCCACAGUGGUGCGUGACAUCGCUUCUUCCCUGCACCACCUGCACAUGCUCAACAUAGCGCACAGGGACCUCAAACCUGAAAACUUGCUCUAUACAUCUCAAGACGAAAAUGCUGUUUUAAAACUAACGGACUUUGGGUUUGCAAAGGAGACGUUCUCAAAAGAAUCUCUUCAGACGCCAUGCUAUACGCCGUAUUAUGUUGCUCCCGAGGUACUCGGACCAGAGAAGUAUGACAAAAGUUGCGACAUAUGGAGCCUGGGUGUCAUCAUGUACAUCCUGCUGUGUGGUUUCCCACCAUUCUACAGUAACCACGGACAAGCAAUUUCCCCAGGCAUGAAGAAGCGCAUACGCACAGGCCAGUACAACUUCCCCAACCCUGAGUGGAAAAACGUGAGCAAUGACGCCAAGGAGCUCAUCAGGGGCAUGCUCUGCACACAACCUGAGCGCAGACUCACUAUCGAUGAUGUGAUGCGACACAAGUGGAUCAUGGAGCACACAUCUGUGGCCCAGACUCCCCUGCACACAGCGCGCGUGCUACGGGAAGAAGGUUCGGGCCAGUGGCAAGAAGUACAGGACGAGAUGACGCGAUCCCUGGCCACCAUGCGCGUCGACUACGACACUCUCACCAUCAAAACCCUUGACGCUGCCAACAACUCAUUGCUCAACAAACGUCGUCAUCGCUCGGGGGCUUCGUCGUCUCCUCUUCCACCUCUGCAAACCACUGCUGCUGCUGUGGGGGCCUCGGCGGGGCGGCCUCACUAACUAGAAUCUGGUGUAAUGAAAGUUGAAAAUAACCUUAUAACAUUGAGGUGCAUGUAUCCAUUGCUAGUAUGCUCAAUAGAAUCCAUUAAAUCGUGCCACACUCCACUGAAGUAACCACAAUUUCUCAUUCAAUGAAAUGCGCUGUCAACCGUUCUGAGUUCAUAAAUAUUAAAACAAACAAUUUCAGUCUUACCAAUUGAUACUUCCAAGCGGUACUCCACACGGUUCUCCCAUUAUGUGUUAUUCAUGAUUUUAACUCGAUGUCAUGGUUACUAACGAGCUGUGGAAUUCCUUCAAAGUAGAGGGACUCCUAUUUUUUGUUGUGGAACUUAUUUAACGUAACAAAUGAAUCGCUCAUUUUCGUUUAACUCUCGUACUCACGUCUUAAUGUGCUGCUGCUAUAGCCCUGAUAGCAAGCACAAAAUUGAAAGCCUCUUUUUGCAGGGCUAUAUGUUUGGUUCAGAUCGGUACGAUUAAAAUAGUUUAUGCUCUCAUACGUGAAUCCUAAUUUUGUGGCACAUUCAUGUGUAUCGUGUAUACGAAUAAUAGUUACAAAAUGAAAAAAAUGAUAACCUGCUGUAGAUCAUGCAUAUAAGGUGAGCUAUCAUUUACGAAUGGUUCAUUUUUCUGUUGACAAUAUUAAUCAGUAUUCUGAUCUGACUUCGUUUAUCACGUGUGUUCGCAGUGAGAGUAACGACUAUUGUGUGUUACACGCGCUGCGUGUAUUGCGCCUGUGAAGAAUCAAAAUGUGGAGCGGAAAGUUAAACUGGUAAAAAAUGUUGAGUGGAUUGUUUGUUAUCUAAGUAACCAAAAUCCUAAUUUUAAAGUCAAUCGCAAAUUGUGAGAAGCUUGAGUCACUGUAGCUCCUUAUUAGUUAAUAACGUCUGGUAUUCAAAGCAAACGAGGGAAUAAUAACUACGAGAAGAAUGCUCUGAAUGUUGGUGGAUUGGUAGUAAUUCUCUCGUAGAGAUGAGCAGUUUCCUCUUUGCUCCAGUUUGCUCCAGUUUGGAGCAGUUUGCUGCACAGCAAUGUGAAAAAAAAUCUGUGUGAGUAUUUCCAUCAGUGUAUGUGUCUGUACGUUGGUAAACCUGUGCGCUGGCUAUCUUUUAAAUUUACACAGUUUGAAAAUCCUCGUCUCAUUUCUUCUUUGUGUCGUUGAUUUCCUCCUUUCACGCGUUUUCUGAAAACGCGGAUGAUUUUGUCCUUGUCUAUGUGUCAGUUUACUCGUCUGCCCUCGUAUGAAUAACGCUGCCUUUUCCAUGUAUAUUUACAUAGUUGAUUUCAAUAAUUUGCUCGUGUUAAAUACGUGCCAAUUUUCUAUACAACGGAAUCUCUGAACUAGUUCCUAGUAUCUUGAAAAAUGGAGAUGGCAACAAAUGUACGGAGUGCAUUUUACUUUUGGUGAUGAGUUAUUCAGAGAUGGCCUCUUGUAAAGAUCACCAAUGUCAUAUUUUCGCAUCUAUUUUGAAAAAUUCCACUAAUAAAUUAAGUGAAAGUGUCGGAAACUUUAAUCUUGCUGUUCAAGAAAACUGUAAUUUUUGUGUAAGCCAGACUGUUUUUAAUGUUAGGACAUCCGAAAUUUAUGAGGUUCUAUCAACAUCUGUGUUGUUAUCAACCUGCACUCGCUAUACGAGUAUUUUCCUUUCUGUGUAUGUCUUCUGUAGUAAGCUUUGUGUAAUUUAGGGUGCUAUUCCUAUUUUUGUCAUUCACAGUUUUGGAAACUCGCUAUUAACUAGCUGUAUACUAACAAACUUUCAGAAAGCUUCAAAUUCUCAUUUAGUAUGGAAAGUUUAUGUGGUUUGCUCUGGUGCAAAGACCGUUCCUCACCCGCGGAACUGACAACUCUUGCAGUCAUCCAUGAUGAAGAUAGUGGCUUAUUUGCAGCAUUCCUUUUUUAUGCCCGCCAGAAUAAAUUUGCGCUCAGUUUAAAUAUGAAUUUUUGUUUCAGUUUAGUCCACUUCUUAACCGUAACCUAGCAUUUAUUUCUUAAUCGUAAAACGUAACAAAUUAUGUUUUGUUUGAGGAAAAUGCUUCGUUUUUAGUGCUGCAUUAAUUGGUGUUAACCUCUUUUUAAAUUCGCCCAAACCAUUAGCUUGCAUUCAAUGGAUUGAUCAAGACAAUAAUAUUUGUGUUUGUUUACUCAUUCUCCGUUAAUAUCAAGCAUAGAUCAUGCGAGAGCAAUUUUUGUUUGUAAUUUUUCGGCAGGGUAAUGUUUAAAGCCAUGGCUUUUGUUAGCUCUGUAUCUUAUUCAACAAAAUAUAUUUGAAGUGACGGCGUUAUUUCUCAAAUAUUAAGUCACAAUUUCAUUGGCUACAUUAUUUUCAAAACGAAUCGAAAUGCCUUCAAUGUACAGUUUUUGAUGCGUAGACUAGCGGCUGCUGUGAGUCGGGUUUAUGGUUAAGAGUCUAAUAUUAGGAGCUUGUUAUCUAUUUUUGAUAUGAACAUAGUACAGUGCAACAGCUCCAUUAUUCAUAUUGCAUAGCUCGAAGCGUGCUUGUCAAAAUGUAUUAAUGCUUUCUUAUUAGUUUAGUGAGGUUAAACUAACCCGCAAUUCAACUUUCGUGCUGAGAUCAUGCCUAAUCUGUCCUCCUGUGCCGCCUCUUCAGUUCAGGUGCGAUAUUUUAUUAGCUUUUUUCACGAGCUGUGUAGAUGAGUUGUUUAGUCACCUCGAAUUCACAAUGGUCGACAUCGGUGAGCAUGAUGGUCUCUCAAUUAAUCCAUUGGAAUUACUAUUGGUUAUAAUAUUUCAGGUAAUUAUGUAUUUAACAGCCCACAGUUGCUACGCGCUCUUGUGCAAGCUCCUCUUGGGUUUUGACCCGUUGUUUUUGGUUAUGAGCAGCUCAACUCUUCAAGGUGUUUCGGUUUUAUGCACAAUUAAUGGCUCAUGAGAAAGAUUUAGUAUGUAUCACAUUUUUUGAUCCACUCUUUAUAAAGUAUUUGGGAUAUUUAUGACUAUGAGUUCAAUUGUAUCGUUAACUGUAUUUAUGAUAAGGUGUUUUAUUUGAAUUGUUGUCCUUCAGUUUUGAACUGAUUAAUUACAAUUUUAGUUGAGAUUCAUGUUCUUAUAUUCGUAUUAUCUCGUCUCUUUUCGAUAUUUCGUAGGAGUUUUUCUUAAGACUCUUAGAUUUAAAAUAUUACUUACUGUAUCUCUACCACAAUUCAUACUCAUUUCGAGCCUCUUAUUUUGUGCAAUGCUUCUCUCGAUACAAUACCCAAAUUUGGAAACAUUUGCCAAAACUAUUUCAAGGUAUUACGUACUUCUUGACUGCCCUAACAUGUCCAUAGAUCUUUCUAAGUUCAUUUAAGUAAUUUAUAGAUUUACCUAUAGCAGAAUAACCGACCUUGCAUCUCAGUUCACGUGUAAUAUUUUUCUUGUUGGCUGAGCCUGGAUGUGAGCUCUGAUGCUGGUGCGCGGUCAGAUAUAAAUAAUCUUUCUUUGCUAUUGUUAUAGGUACUCGCCAUGUUACUGACAGCAAUCUUAUUUGAUUCAAAGCAAAUUUGAAUUUAUAUAUAUAUGGAUAAUUUUUUUUUGUCUCGUCAACGUCAACUAUUGUCAUACUUGAGUUAGCUAUUAGAACGAUUACAAAUAAUGUUAGCUGAAAUUAUUUUCUCUUGUUUAUGCAUCUCAUGGCAUGAAAUUUUGAGGAUAUAUAGGUAUAUACGAGCUUGUUCAAUGCCUGCAUCAUGAUUAUCAUUUAAUUUGCACUAUUCAUGUAUGUUUACUUUAGUAGAGUUGAAAAUUGUUCAUUGCUUCGUAUGAAAUGAACGAUACGUGUGGGCCUACUUAUGUGAUUCUAUAAUCUAUUUCUAAUGCUCAAUUUUCUGCAACUGCAGCGACGUUCACGCAAUUUUUAACCGAAUUAUUAUUCUCUGAGAGAACGAUUUUUUAGCGAACUAUUAAUGAAGUUUUACCAUCAGUUGUCUUUCUUCGUUUGAUCACUAUCUAAAAUUUUGUGCAAGUUGAGACCAGUGUUAUCUCAUUUCUUGUCAUCCCAUUCUCUUAUGUCCCUUCUCAUUUUUUUAUUGACUUCGGAAUAGGAGUCCGCUGUAAUUUUUGAAUACCUAACUUAUGUUGUUCGUGUCACAUCAAGUGUUAUUUCUGUGUUUCUGCUUGUGACUUGUGAGUAUGAUGUGUCUCAUCAUCCUGUCGUUAAUUGUGUCGUCGCAUCCUUUCAAGAAAGUCGUUAAUUCAUGUUUAACCCAUAUCUGACUGCAGCGGUAGAUCUGGAUUACCACUCGGUACGAUACUAAUAACGUUCUACAAUUAUGCAGUCUGACAAGGGUUAAUCUUCUGUGCAAUCAUUUCCUGUUAUUAAUAUCAAUUUAUUGUAACUUAUCUGAACUAUUGAAAUAAACUCGAUUUCAAAAUACUACAAGGUUAUCGAUGUAAUUUGGAGUAACAUUGAAACUUGUUACUAGUUCUAUAACUUAUCUCGUGACAAUAAUGGAUUAAAAUGAUGCGCAUCAUGUCAUCUCGUCCAGGAAUUCCUAUGUGGACAUAAUUUGAAGCUUAAUAAAAUAAUUGUCAAAUCAUC
Hyalella azteca is the source of this 5762-nucleotide messenger RNA. It is a transcript of the gene MAPk-Ak2, whose product is annotated as MAP kinase-activated protein kinase 2. Gene Ontology annotation, cellular component: nucleus; cytoplasm. Gene Ontology annotation, biological process: intracellular signal transduction; protein autophosphorylation; peptidyl-serine phosphorylation. The record is from RefSeq and is a predicted model, not a curated record. The coding region runs from base 76 to 1227 and encodes 383 amino acids. The transcript is spliced from 8 exons. Gene Ontology annotation, molecular function: calcium/calmodulin-dependent protein kinase activity; calmodulin binding; ATP binding. NCBI's taxonomy places the organism in Eukaryota, Metazoa, Arthropoda, Malacostraca, Amphipoda, Hyalellidae.